UGGUCUGCAGGAACACUGUAGAGAGAGAGAGAGAGAGAGAGAGAGAGAGACACGGAUCUGCAGAAGCUCUGAAGGAAACAGAAGCCUCUGAUAAUCAGAGCAGUAUGGAUGUGUAUGGGCUGAGGGGUCCCCUGCAGGCGAUCGCGGAGGAGAUGGCGGUCAGUGAGGAAGAAGAGGCUGAGGGUGAUGAAGAAGCGUUUGUGGUGGUCAGGAAGCGCCCUGUGACCUCUGACCCUGCUGCUUCCUCGGACAUGUACUGCAGUGACUGUGGGACCCCGGCACACUCCGGACAGCACACACACCACAGGGUAGUCCCUCUGCCGGACGCUGUGCAGGACAUGAAGGCAGAGCUGGGUAAAAGCCAUAGCCGGCUGACGGAGAAGAUCAGCCAAAUGGAGAACUUUGCAAGUAACUUGGAGGAGAUCUUCAUCACUGUCGAGGAAAACUUUGGGCGUCAGGAGCAGAACCUGGAGCAGCACUACAGUGACGUUCUGCAGACUCUGGCUCAGAGGAACAGUGAGAACAGCACUUCCCUGCAGGAUCAGAAGAAGCAGAAGCUGGAGGCGCUGUACGGGCAGCUGCUGGCAUGCGGGAGCCUGCUGGACACCGGCAAGGAGCUGAUCGAGAAUGCACAGGAGCUGCACCGCUGCACCAACAGAAACGCCUUCCUGCAGGCUGUUAUGCCGGUCAUUAAGAGGAUUGAGAAUUUUGCAAAGGAGGAGGUGGAGCUGAAGGUAGGCGUGUCUAUGGAGUUCACUACGCCCCCUGUAGACCUGACAGGCGUUAAACAGAUGAUGGAAUCUAUCAAUGUGGUUCCAGCUCCCUCUGCUCCGGUGAUGAACCCUCAGGUUGUGAACUCUGCUACUACCUCAUCUCUGCGCGUGUGCUGGAGCUUAUUCUCAGACGACACUGUGGAUUUCUAUCAGCUCUACUGCCGUCAGAUCUCUGAGGACAUCACUAUAGAAAUGGAACAGGAUGUGUCAGUGCGGAGAGUGAAGGAGACACACUGUGUGGUGAAGGAUCUGCUGCCGAAUGCACAGUACGAGUUCUGGGUCACAGCAACAAACACUACCGGCAUCAGCCCCACCAGCGAGAGAGCAGUAUACAUGACUGUCCCCUCUCCCCCUAUCAUUAGGCCGCAGGAGUGUUUGAGCUGUUUGGAAGCAGCACUGGUUCGAUGGGACUCAGGAAACACCAACCCUGUGGAGUCAUACACACUGGAGCUGAGCGAGGCUGAUACACACAGCAGUGUGACUGAGUCCAUCGUAGCGAUUCCCACCUGCGAGUGUUUGGUUCAGCUCCAGCCAUGGAAACGCUACGUUAUCCACAUCCGAGCUGUUAAUAUAGGGGGCGCCAGUGAGAGGAGCCCACCGAUUACCAUCUCUACCACUGGUACGUUUUUCCCUCUGCUGAAGGAGACAGCUCACCCCUCUCUCUCUGUAUCACCUGAUGGGUUCACCAUGUUCUACCUAGACGAGGAUCUACCAAUCAGUGAGAUGGUCUUCAGUGACAGCAACUUCUCUAGCUGUGUGGCUGUGCUGGGUGACCUGAUCCCGAUCCGAGGGCAGCACUACUGGGAGGUGGAGGUGGAUGAGUGGGCGGAGUAUCGUGUGGGCGUGGCCUAUGAGGACACACAGCGUACCUCCUACCUGGGCGCUAACGCCACCUCCUGGUGUAUGAGACACAUCCGCACCCCCUCCAGGCACAAGUACGAGUUCCUGCAUAACGGCUGGAGUGCAGACGUGCGGAUCACAGUGCAGCCGCUGCAGAUCGGAGUGUUCCUGGAUUACGAGCGCGGAAUUCUGUCUUUCUAUAACGCACACCUGCACCAGCACCUGCACACCUUCACCUGCUGCUUCCACCACUACGUUCUGCCCUGCUUCGCCCUGGAUAAACCCGGAGCUCUGACACUACAGACAGGCCUGACCACUCCCAAAUACAUCACACACCCCUAAACACAACUCUGACCCCGGAGAGUGAAGGAGCUCUGCAUGUCUGAAGCCUCCGGGAAUGAGCAAGAUAUUCCUCCAACUCAUCCAGUACAGCUGAAAGACUUUAAACCCAGGACUAAAGAGUUUCCUGCUUCACUGCUGGGGAGCUGUGUGCAUUUAUCAUUUAAUUUGUUUGCACCACUGGAACACCAAAGAAUUCUAGAAAUUAAAUAAUUAAAUGUUCUGCUGAAGAAAUUGU
Messenger RNA from Astyanax mexicanus (Mexican tetra), 2190 nucleotides. RefSeq names its product fibronectin type III and SPRY domain-containing protein 2. Lineage: Eukaryota; Metazoa; Chordata; Actinopteri; Characiformes; Acestrorhamphidae. Gene Ontology annotation, molecular function: protein binding. The transcript is spliced from 13 exons. The record is from RefSeq and is a predicted model, not a curated record. Bases 105 to 1955 code for a protein of 616 amino acids.